This is a messenger RNA of Nerophis ophidion (straightnose pipefish), 1057 nucleotides long. RefSeq names its product leukocyte cell-derived chemotaxin-2-like. The coding region runs from base 1 to 615 and encodes 204 amino acids. The transcript is spliced from 4 exons. The record is from RefSeq and is a predicted model, not a curated record. Lineage: Eukaryota; Metazoa; Chordata; Actinopteri; Syngnathiformes; Syngnathidae.
AUGAGAAACGCGGCGAAAGCAGACGACAGGAGGAGAUCCGACGCCGCCACCCGAACAAAAGAGGUCAAAAAGGCGGAAAAUAAGAGACGGCGGAGCAACGUGGGCUGCGUUAGCCUGGGAGGUAUCUGCCAGACGGACCGAUUCAUCUGCCAAGGUCGAUACCUGAGAGACAAGUGUUCAGGGUCUACGACGAGGCUGUGUUGUAUGCCAGAUGUAGCAUGGAGUGUCCUAUGUGCCGGUCACUACAACAACAGAGUGAGAGGCUGCGAUCUGCACGGCUGUGGAGCGUUUAACUCCAGGGGAAAUUGUGACCUCCAACGGGCUGUGGACUUGGUGUGUUCUGACUACGGUACUGUAAACGCUCCGUUCUCUGGUUCUCUGGCUGGUCCAGUGAGUCAGAAAGACCAUGCUGGGUUCCAGUACGAUGGGGUCAAACUUGUCAAUGACGUGCACUGUGUGAAGAUCCUUAACAUCCGGCCGUUGCGUUAUAUCGGAGCGGUGGCUCAAGGGGACCCGCUGGGUUAUGUGUUGCCCCUGCAAGAACGCUGCUCUGGCAUCACCUCUCACCUCAAACUGCGGAUGUGUGACGGCACCGACCCUUCACCUUUCCUCUGAAGGACCUUUUGUCAUCGGCAUCCUUCAUUUAUGACAAUGUUGGAUACAUGACCCAUGUAGAAAAUGUAUGAGAUAUAUCAGUUACCUUUGCAAUGUCAUAAAAAAUAUAUAACAUUUGUAUUGAUUGAUCAAGAAACUUAUUUUUCGUUAUUUAACAAUAUUUUGGAAUUUUUUGCCUGUAAAUUUUAUGAAACGGCAGCUUCAUCAGUAUUUGCAUUUUAUUGUGAUAAGACUUCCUUCAUUCCUAUUGCAUUCAACUUUAUUGCAUUGUUAUUUCUAGUAAAAUAAAUUCCCGAUAUAGUCUGGUUUCAAUUUUAUAUUGUGACAAUUUACCCCAUUUAAUUAACACCAUACAUUACAAGUCAUGAAAAAUACUAAAUAUAUGAUUAAUAACAAAUACAUGGUACAUAUUAAAUAAAUCAAAUGGGUCAUACAUAAUAAA